Drosophila obscura is the source of this 2592-nucleotide messenger RNA. RefSeq names its product DNA-binding protein K10 (gene fs(1)K10). Bases 160 to 1497 code for a protein of 445 amino acids. The transcript is spliced from 2 exons. The record is from RefSeq and is a predicted model, not a curated record. NCBI's taxonomy places the organism in Eukaryota, Metazoa, Arthropoda, Insecta, Diptera, Drosophilidae.
UCACUAAAUUGCUCUCAAAUUCGUAACCUGUCAAAAAAGAACUGGAUAAAUGUUUUAUUUAAUUGUAAGCAGUACGUGUACUAACAAAUAUUAAGUGUGAUCCUAACUGGGGAUCGUUCCUGUGUGGCCCAGCCGCGUCCAAUUCGUUUUGCUCGUUAAAUGGUGUCCAAAAAUAACAAUCAGCAGCACCGGGCAAUGUAUCAAAAUCAGAGCCAGCACCUGCAGUACUCUCACAAUGCUCGUGCCGCCGCCGCUCCGUACAGAAAACCUUUUCGUGGGGCACCUGGGGCCGGGAGCAACGCCAAUCAAAUGAUGUACUCAUCGUGCCAGAUGCCCAGCGACCCACUCUACAUAGACUUCAAUAGCCCCACGGCCGCACCACCGACCAAGCCUGCAGCCGGUUCAGCGACCCAGUGCCAGCCUCCUGCCCGUCCGGCUGCACAGCCCCACUCCCAUACCGGUCCGGUACCCGGCAGACACCAAGCCACUGCCACUCCGACAGCCCAGCCCAAGGCCAAGGCCAAUGCCAGUUCCGCCCAGUCUGCCGCCUGGGAGAUGGGCAGGAAGAAGCCACUCAAGGUUAAACAGCAGCCCAAGAGCAAGCACCAACUGCCGCUGCAGCAAUCCUUCCCAGGACAUCUGAACGGAAAUGCACACGCAAACGGAAAUGGCGAAGGCAGCCACAAAUGGCCUCCCAAGCAGCGAUUUCAUCCCCAACAUCGCUUCAACGGCGGCGGUGGCGGUGGCUUUAACAGACCGCCCCCAAGCCACGGUUGUCCACACCACAUGAUGCCCCUCAUGGGUCCGAUGAGACCGGGACCGGGCCCAGGACCACGCUGCGGAGGGCCAAUGCCAAUGCCGCCCUUUCCACCGAUGCCUUAUCCGCCACAGAUGGUGCCGCCCAUGGCAAUGCGCUGCCCCAUGCCACCGAUGGGAGGGCCACCGCCGCCGCCUCACUUCAUGCGGCACAACGGUCGCGGUGCUCCCAUGCACAUGAUGGGCGGUCACCCCAUGCACUUGAUGGGUCCUCGCAUGCCGCCGCGUGGCAUGGUGCCCGGGGGACCCUUCGGCGGGGGAAUGAACAUGAAUGGGGGCCCAAACGGCGGCAGGAUCAAGAAGCCGAAUCCGGUGCUGAUCAAGCAGGUGGUCAAGGGGAAGAGCACCAUCAAGACGCUGAAGAACAUGGUGAAUCAGUAUCCGCUGGACAAGCCCUGGGUCACGGAGCAGAUCCGCGGGGAGCACGACAAAAAGGUGGACAUCGAGAACCGCCUGAAGGGCAACAAGGACGACGAGCUCUUCGCCCAGUUCAAGUUGCAGCGCGAUAAGUUCGUGGAGCUGUACGAGGGUGCGCGCGAGGACUAUCUGAAGCAGGAGGCGGCCUCUGUUAUGGCCAAGGACGCCAAAUCAGACAAAGACAAAGAAAAGGAAAAAAACACAAAUCCGAAUCCCAAUCAGAAUCAGAAUGCCGCCCACGAUGCAGCCACUCCAAGUCUGUAGGCGGACCAACAAAUGCGCAAUGGAACGACUGGGAGAGCCAAUCAACAAUACAGCAACAGCAAAAAGAAGUCUGACAAAUGAAUUGAAAACGAGCCCGAAACUAAACACUGAAUUUCUUCAUCUCCCCAUCUGGCCUCACCAAAGAGCUACGCUGCCUCUGACGGAGUGAUCGAGUGCCGGAGCCGCACCGAAAGCGAGAUAGAGCACGCUGCAUGCAGCAAAACGAUGAUGAUACCCGACACUACCCUACCUUACCUUACGCUGCACUGCCCGGCCCUGCCCUGCCCUGCCCAAUGUUGUUGACUGUCAGGUCUCGUCUCGUCUCGUCACAAUAAGUUUUUGAUUGCGUCAGCGGAGUCGCAUUGUCCAUGAGAUGAGCAAUAAUACGAGUACACCCAGAUAUACACACAGACACAUACACAUACACGUACACAUAUAUUCAUGCAUGCAUUGUACGUGUAUGGCAUCUGCGAGUAUAGCCAUAUUUAUUAUUAUUAUUAAUAUUAUUAUUCCCCUCCCCCCGAAGAGCAUGCUGCUGGUCGCGUGGAGCGAAAGAAACAAAACGAAACGAAACGAAUUAGCGAUAAAAGUAGACAGAUCCCGACCCUGCCCCACCUGUCCCACUGCAUGUAUACCAGGAACUGAACUGAACUCCUUGAUUGUAUUUUUAGGUUCGCUCUUAGAAAUCACAAAUUAAGAUCACCAUGUAAAUAUGAUUUGCGACUGAGUGCAUUCACGGAUUGGUCUUUAGUUUUUUCUUUGUCCUUUGUCCUUUGUUCUAUGCCCCAGCCACAGUCAGAGCCCCAGUGCAGCCUUGCCCUUGUAUCUUCCAAUACCUACUACCUGCCCAACUAGCGAUAUUAGCCGUAAAUGCAACCUCUUGUAAAUAGACAGGCACAAUUACGUGUACGUAGAUCCUAACUGUUGGUUAAUAUUUACACAUAGAGAGAACACAUACCCAUCCAUCCAUCCAUCCAUCCCACACGCACUGGCGUGGGCGGAACCCAUAAGAAAUGGUCGAAACUGUAAUUGUCUCGCGCCUGUCCCUGUCCCUGUCCCUGUCACUGUCACCGUCCCCGUACCCACGAUAAGGAA